UUUCGCAAAGCACUCAGAAUUUCGUUUUCUACAUCAUACCAAACUUAUUAGGAUUUGAGAAUGCUAAGCUUCCUCCAAAAAGCUACUUUUGUUGUAUGCAUAUGAAAGGUGGACAUACCACCUGCUUUAAGCAUCCGUCAGAGCUUUACAUCUAACUAGUAUUAUAAUUUGUUCCCAAGUAGAGGGUUUUUUGGCAUGGAUUUUGGACAUAUAGUACCUUUUUGUAACAAAAGAAGUGGUUCUAUUAAUUCAUUGGCAACUGUGACUUGCUGGAUGGUUGGGAAGUCUACUUGCUGGUGGAGGUGGAAGCAGUCGUUUUAACUCAUAGUGCUUUUAUUUGUGCCAUUGAAGGUCUAUUAGGAGCAACAUUGAUGAUCAUAAGUCAUAUGGGAGGCCCAAAUCAGGCAGUUUCAGGAAACGAUCUCGAGACCAGUUUGAUAAUGCGAAAAGGAAGAGGCAUAAUUCUAGCCUUGGUCGUGGUUCUACGACAACUAAACCUAUUGAUACUAUUUAUCGCAUACUUUUGUCCUGUGAAAAAGAUUGGUAAUGUUCUUGGGAAAGGAGGUGAAAUAAUUAACGCGCUCAGAGGUGUGACCCAUGCAAAGAUAAGGGUUGCAGAUGCUGUUCCCGGGGCAGAGGAGAGAGUAGUUAUGAUCUUUUGUUACCUGUGGCAAUCCGAAAGAAAUGAUUCUGAUCAGGAUCCCUAUGAUAAUGAUGGAAUUGAGUUAGAGGAUAUGCGUUCCCGUUGUCCUGCACAAGAUGAUUUACUGAAGAUCCACUAUUGGAUUGCUGCAGAUGAGAUUCUACGAGGUGGUGUGAUACAAGAAAAUACUGAACCUGAUGGUGUUGUUACUGCUCGAAUUUGGUUCGCCAAGAAUCAAGUUGGGUGUCUUCUUGGCAAGGGUGGAACAAUUAUUCAGUAACUUCGAGGUGAUACUGGUGCAAAUAUUCACAUAUUGCCUUCGGAUCGCUUUCCACCUUGUGCCAGGAACAGUGAUGAACUAGUACAGUUCUCUGAAGGACCUGCCAGCAUCGGAAAUCAAAGCCUCCCCAAACCAACUCGAAGAAUCAAAAGAACAAGCAGCAAGUUGAAGCUGGAGAGGAUGAUUUCACCCUGAUGCGUUUUCCUAGUCGUUCGAAGCAAGUCCAGCAAAAUUCAGAAAAAAGGUGAUGAUGAGCCCGCCAUACCCCACCUUCCGGGUGUCACGUGCCAAACCUCUUUGGUCAUAUUAUGCCAUCGAGUCAAAGGGUCAUUGGAGCCAUGCCGGAGUUUAGCUUGUAAUUGUUGAAUCAGGUCACCACUGCUGACCCACUUACUUUCAGAGGAUAUGAUGAUAACCUUCGCUUUAAGAGUUUUGUUCGUGUCAUCCCACUUUCCUCACCACAAAGCAGCAGUUCGUCAUCGUGCUCGCUGCAACGCACAUUACCACCACCCCACCCUCAUAAAUGGACACCGGCAGUCUCCCCCUUGCAUUCCUCCGAGUGAUUGGCCUGCAAGCUCCCAGCUAACCAGUUUCUCAUCUCUCUUGACAUGGCCAAACCUCCCAAGAAUAGGCUGUGAUGUUUGUCUUCCAUGUCUCCGCCUUCCUCGUCCUCCUCCACCUCGUCACCUUCCUCCUUACCAAGCUGUUCACCUCCCUCCUUGAAAGAGUUGCCGCUUCGACAGACCAAAGGAAUUCGCAGCUCAUCAGCGAAGAUGAGAUCAAGCCCAUAACAACGUACGAGUGCUACUCUGAUGUCGAAGAGUUAGCUGCCAGCAUCUUUGGCACGGAAGACGGCCUACUGUUUUUCUACGACGAAAGCAUCACUGCUGAUACCCCACUUCUCGAAGAAGCAAAAGACUUCGAUGAGCGACACGCCUUCAAAGUCGACGAAAGCUUUGUCGCAGAAUCCCCUCUGGAAGACCAUGAAGGUCUCGGGCUCGAGCAUGGCGAUGUUGCGGCGAUCGUCGACCUAAAACCAUCGAAUCAUCCACCUUCAAUCAUAUCUAAUGGGCCUCUAAAAGAUGAAGAUACGGGUGGGGAUGCGCUCCACAGCAAUGAAGAUGAGAAGCAGCAGGAGUUGUCAAAGAAGGAGAAACUCUUCAUCGUCGACCGAACCCAUUCUGUCGACAGCAAAAGGUUGCAGCUGGAGGAGGACACGUUCGGUGGUUCUCUCACAGGUGCAUCGACAUCCAAGAGCUCUAUGGAGUGGAGAAGCUCCACGAUCUUCAGGGACUCGGAGACAGAAUGCCCCUUCUCCUCCUCAUCACGCAGGAGCUCUUCCAACUGGGAAACGUACACCUUGUUCCGCAAGUACGACGAGGAGAUGAUGUUCUUCGAUAGAAUCAGCGCACAAAAGCUGACGGAAACAGAAUUAUUUAGAUCGAUGAAGUUCCAACCAAGAUCAACCUCGCAAAGGAUAGCUCACAUAUUUACAACACACAAGAACAGGGGAAGCAGGGAUCCGUAUCAAGAACUGGAGGGUGCUUAUGUGUCUCAGAUUUGCCUCGCAUGGGAAGCUCUUAACUGGAAUUACACCAACUUCCGGCGAAGGAUUGCCAAGGGAUCAGACAGCGAAAGCUCUUCUUGCACCGCAUGGAUAGCUCAGCAAUUCCAACAGUUCCAGGUCCUCUUGCAGCGAUUCAUAGAAAAUGAGCCUUAUGAGCGCGGUCGGAGGCCCCAAGUCUUCGCUUGGAAGCGGAUUUCUUCUCCAAAGUUGCUCCAAGUUCCUGAGUUCCGAGAUACAGAAGCAGAUGAAGGUAAAGAAGAAAUGAUCUCAUCCACCGAGUUCUUGGCGAUUCUCGAAGAUGCGAUUCGAACGUUCAUGAACUUCCUCAAGGCAGACACGACGAAUCCUUGCCAAAUGCUCAAAGCUUUCUUCAAGACAAAGCCCAGUUCGGUGGAUCCAAAUCUUCUUCGUCUUCUCAAAAGAACUAAUAAGAAAAACAAGACGAGGCUUAAGGAUCUCUCGAAGCGAAGAAGGUGUCUGACGAAGAAGAAGCGAAAAGGAGAAGAGGAUAUGGAGAUAUUGAUGGGUCUAAUAGACAUGAAGAUCGUGUCCAGAGUCCUAAGGAUGCCUGAGAUCAGCCAAGAGCAGCUGCGGUGGUGCGAGGAGAAGAUGAGCAAAGUGAAAGUAUGGGACGGCAAAAUCCAAAGAGAUUCGUCCCCACUUUUCUUCUUCCCUGUUCGCUAACUCCAACGUCGCCAGCGUCGUGUAAUCUGCUUUGCUUUAGGUUGCCUGAUGACUAGAUAAAGCGCCUGGAUAUACAUGAGAACAUGCAUCCCACCCUGACCUUGUCACUGCAAAGACAGAGACAGGUGCCCACAGUUGGACAUGGGUGCAUGCAUGUUGGUGUGACUUGGAGAUCGAGGUUUUGGGAUGCAAUGUUGGGUAGAAAAAGGAGAAAAGUGUAUAGGUACUCCUGUGACCAUUGAGUGACAAAACAAAAGUGACAUAUAUAUUAUAUAUGUAUAUAUAUAAUACAUAGAGCAGAGAGAGAGAGAGAGAGAGAGAGAGCGAAGCGCACCUUUAGCUUUUUGCUUUACGUGGCUACGUUUCUUGGUGGAUAGGGCUCCCACAAAAGAAGAAGCUGGCAGGCAGCAAACAAACACUAAUAACAGCAGUUCUUUCUUUCAUGCCAAGUCUAUUUUAGAGUGUCACCUUUGUUUUCGUCAAACCAGGAUUAUGGCACUAAUUAUACUUUAAGAUAUCCAUGAGGGCAUCGUGUUCGGCUUGACUAAGUUUACGUGGUCUUUGUGAGAGGAUAAUAAAUAGUUACGGCAUAAAUGUGUAGCGAUAUGUAUUUAAUACUAAGCACAUGAGAAAUUUUAGAUCAUAGGGACGUUGAUUGAUCUGACCAAUGGGGCCAACAUUAGUGGACGGUCUUGAUGUAAAGCUGGACCUCCCCCCAGCCCCCAAAGUGGAGGCUGAACUGGAGCCACUGAUUUUGGUGGGGCCUAUCUCAGCGGACACCAUGCAAAGGGGAGUAUUUAAGGUUGGAGAGGGUCCACUGCCAGCGGAGAGGCCCGACGGCACGUCACGCGUCUCUUCCUCCGCUUUCGCCUGUCUCGUGCGAGCGUCUUCUUGGUAAAGAUUCGAUCUAGGGUUGGAAUGCACAAAUCAUUCAAGAGGAGUUGCGGUGUCGAGUCGACCGCAACAGCACCGGCGUGGGCGGUGAUUCGUCGGGAGGUGACUCGUGGAGUUGUCGCCCGGCUCCGAGGGGUUGGCCUCACGCAUUCAACAGCCUGCUUUGCUCGGAUCGGUGGCUGCUUCUUCCAGAUGUGGUGGGACUGAACUGGCUUUCGGUGAACCAACAAGUUGAGCCUUCGGCUCGCUUAAAAUACUUUGUUGCAUGGUUCUUACUGUCUGUUGUAACGUCUCUAGAAUCGGAGAGCGCAAAUAUUGUACUUCUUUACUGGGUGAGCAACACAUUAUAUAGGAGAAAGUAAUUAGAGCCUUCGGCUCACUAUAAAUACUUUGUUGCAUGGUUCUUAUGGUCUGUACUUUGUUGCGUGGUUCUUAUGGUCUGUUGUAACGUUUCUAGAAGCAAAUAUUGUACUUCUUU
Molecule: messenger RNA, 4546 nt
Organism: Musa acuminata subsp. malaccensis (wild Malaysian banana)
Lineage: Eukaryota; Viridiplantae; Streptophyta; Magnoliopsida; Zingiberales; Musaceae
Source: RefSeq, a predicted model, not a curated record